Molecule: messenger RNA, 644 nt
Organism: Drosophila teissieri
Lineage: Eukaryota; Metazoa; Arthropoda; Insecta; Diptera; Drosophilidae
Exons: 3
Coding region: 249-572 (107 amino acids)
Source: RefSeq, a predicted model, not a curated record
AGCCUCUCUUUUUGUUUUAAAAACUUUCAAGUUGUGUCCAAACCUGCCAGACGAUUUGCAGCUUCGGCCAGUCUCUGAUUGUUGGUUAACUCAAAUUCAAAUUCAGUUGCCAAUUGGCCGCAUUGAAGUCAACAAGUGUCUUGGGCUCCUCGAUAAUCCAAACCGUCUAUCCGAUUUUUCGAACGAAAAUCCAUUCAACAAAAGCCGCCUUUGCAAAUAUUUUUAUCGAGUUUGGACAAACUGACAAAAUGUGCCUCCAGCCCAGUCGCUUUAUCUGGUCAGCGUUCAUUGUGACGGUGGUGGCUCUAUCCGUAACGAUUGAAGCCAGGCCCCAGAGGAAUCUGCAGCACAUCGCCGUGGUGGAGAAUGCCGCCUGGGAAAAGUCCCUUCCGCAGCAGUUCCAGAACCCAUUCUUCAAUACCCCAAGGGUAAGGGAUGCCCUGGCCAGAUCGAGUUGGUUUGGACCCGGUGAGGAUGUGGUAUAUGACCGCCAGGCUGAAAAAAUUCCCCGCAUGGAAAUCUACAAUGUGUUGUCUCAUGCUGGUCUGAUACCACGACGGCGUUUCCUUUAAAUUGUGAAUAUUUCAAUACCACGUUUCUGCUAUAAAAUUAUGAAAAUAAAAGUCAGUCAUUAGUUUAGGAAA